Molecule: messenger RNA, 285 nt
Organism: Lactuca virosa
Lineage: Eukaryota; Viridiplantae; Streptophyta; Magnoliopsida; Asterales; Asteraceae
Source: the annotation of a GenBank genome assembly
AUGGAGGGUUUCGCGACUGGAAAACGAGGGGGAGACACCUGGGGUCGAUUUUCCUCGGCUUUUAAGCCUCCGACGAGGUUGUUGUCAUCAAUCAAGGGGGUCAUCGAUCUAGGUUACAUCUCCACACCACCGCCGGAUCCUCUAGCCACAGAUCUGAACAUAUCUGAAGGGUUCUACAAGAACGAUGUUGAAAUGGUGAAGUUUGUGGCUCGAUUUUCCAUCGUCUUCGCCUUCUCCAACGACGGCUAUGAGCUUCGAGAUACAGACACAAUGACGUUAGGGUAG